Molecule: messenger RNA, 1452 nt
Organism: Cannabis sativa
Lineage: Eukaryota; Viridiplantae; Streptophyta; Magnoliopsida; Rosales; Cannabaceae
Exons: 3
Coding region: 365-979 (204 amino acids)
Source: RefSeq, a predicted model, not a curated record
GAUGAUGUAAAAAAAUUUGUUAAGUACAAAUUACUGUUGGAUUAAAAAUCUUUUGUGGGCACAUAUGUAUAAUGUAUAUGCUAUUAUAAAGUGUGAUACAAAAUUAAGUGACCAAUUAUGUUAUGGGUAUCAAAAGGGUAUUAAAGUGUCAUGGAAUUAAUGUGUAGAUACCAUAAGUUAAUUUAUAAUUUGUUGAGGGGCCAAAUUAUAAAUACCCAAGAGUUAUUCUAAGAUGACUCUAUAAAUAGGUAGUGGUCCCCAAGAAACACUAGGGUUUCUGUAUUCUCUCCUUCUCCAUCAGAGAAAAUACCUAAGAAAAUAGUGUAUUCUUGGAAGAUCAAAACCUUCUCUGCAAUCUCCAACAAUGGCUUCAGCUAGUUCAUCUUCUGCUGCUUCAAUAUCUGCUAACAUUAAUUCUAUUCCUAUGCUUAAUGGGACCAAUUUCAAGGAUUGGAAAAGGAACCUACUUAUAGUUCUGGGAUGUAUGGAUUUGGACCAUGCACUAAGGAAUGAACAACCUGCACCUCUCACUAAGGAAAGUUCCCAUGAUGAUAAAAGGGAAUUUGAGAGGUGGGAUCGUUCAAAUCGCAUGAGUCUAAUGAUUAUGAAACACAGCAUUCCAGAAGCCUUUUGGGGCACAGAAUCCGAAGGGGUUACUAUGGCUAAGAAUUUCCUUGAACAAAUUGAGGAACGUUUUGCUAAAAACGAUAAGGUUGAAAUGACAACACUUCUUGGUUCUUUAAUGAACAUGAAGUAUAAGGGUCAAGGAAAUGUAAGGGAGUACAUUAUGGAAAUGCAUCAUAUUGUCUCAAGAUUAAGGACACUUAAGAUUGAGCUUUCGGAUGAUGUACUUGUACUCAUGGUUUUGUUAACGCUUCCUCCACAGUUUAACCAAUUUAAAAUUAGUUACAAUGUCAAAAGGAGAAAUGGACUCUCAACGAGCUUAUUUCUCAUUGUGUGCAAGAGGAAGAAAGGUUGAAAAAGGACAAAACCGAAAGUGCUCAUUUGGCCACUACUCCUAAGGAUAAGGGCAAGAAAAGGAAAUUUGAGAAUGAAGCUGCUAAGGGUCCAGUUCAAAAGAAACAACAACAGGAUUCUAAGGGUUGUUUCUUUUGUGACCAACUGGACAUGUGAAGAAAGAUUGUGCCAAAUAUCACGCAUGGCGUGUAAAGAAAGGGUUGCCUGAGCUACCGAAAGCCAAGUGAUGGUGAAAGAUACAUCUUUGUGGGCGAUGGUCAAUCGGUGGAAGUGGAAGCAAUUGGGCAUUUCAGAUUGUUAUUAGGAACUGGUUCUUAUUUGGAUUUGAAAGACACUUUUGUUGUGCCGUCUUUUAGGCGGAAUUUAGUUUCUGUUUCUUUGUUGGACAAAUUUGGAUAUUGUUGUUCAUUUGGAAACAAUCAGUUUACUUUGUCUUUAAAUUCAAAUAUUAUUGGAACUGGUUAUUUGAAUACU